Pyricularia oryzae 70-15 is the source of this 1706-nucleotide messenger RNA. Its product is annotated as sorting nexin-3. Gene Ontology annotation, cellular component: retromer complex; early endosome membrane. Gene Ontology annotation, molecular function: phosphatidylinositol-3-phosphate binding. The record is from RefSeq and is a predicted model, not a curated record. The transcript has 2 exons. Lineage: Eukaryota; Fungi; Ascomycota; Sordariomycetes; Magnaporthales; Pyriculariaceae. Gene Ontology annotation, biological process: late endosome to Golgi transport; endocytic recycling. The coding region runs from base 310 to 813 and encodes 167 amino acids.
CGCUUCAGCUCCGCUUUUGCGUCUUUCCAAGUUCACGAAAACACCCCCCCUUGGCCCAGUUACGUCUUUGAUCGCCAAAAUAAGCGUCGAGAGCAAACCGCAAGCUCAACGCUUGGAGCCGUGGCCCAAUCCGAGCCUAGUGUUAUCAAUUGCUAGACCAUCGCCCGCCGAGAAACAACAAGGCUGCGAAAAGAUAGAGAUACAAGCCACGGCCCCGCCCUGGCUACGGAGAGCAGCACCUGGAAAAGGAACGGAACCGAAAGAUAACAUUCCACACACCCCCGACUCCCCAAAAAAAAAUAAACAACAAUGUCGACCACAUCCCCUCCCAAAUCCCCAACCUCGCCUACCCAGGCGGCGGCGGAUCGUCUGCACCGGCCGAUCCUGCAGUCAAUGCCCGACAACCGACAACAGUCCUUUGACGAGAUCUACGGCCCGCCCGAGAACUUUCUCGAGAUCGAGGUGCGCAACCCGCGCACCCACGGCAUCGGCCGCCACAUGUACACCGACUACGAGAUCGUCUGCCGGACCAACAUCCCGGCCUUCAAGCUGCGCCAGAGUACCGUCCAUCGCCGGUACUCGGACUUUGAGUACUUUCGCGACAUACUCGAGCGCGAGUCGGCCCGUGUCACCAUCCCGCCCCUGCCCGGCAAGGUCUUUACCAACCGCUUCAGCGACGACGUCAUCGAGGGCAGGAGGGCCGGGCUCGAGAAGUUUCUGAGGAUCGUCGUCGGCCACCCGUUGCUGCAGACCGGCAGCAAGGUGCUGGCUGCGUUUGUACAAGAUCCCAACUGGGAUCGCAACGCCUGGUGACUCGUCCGUUUUGCUCGGAGCUUCUCCUCGUCGUCCUCGGCGUUAGGGGGUGCCGUCCCACACUCGGGAGGCAGGGAUAGCCAUCACCAUCCUCACAGCUCGUCCCAGCCGUCGCCUCCAAAACAAAGAAGGCUACGAAAACAACCUCCGUGGGCGGAGACUCAGACGCUCAAAAGAAUUGUCACCAGUGAUGAUGAUGAGCGCUGAGGCCCCCCUGAAUUUUGAGAGAUUGGUUGUUCCGGGCAAUGUUUGUUGUUUUUGUCAUAUUGAAAAUAAGCGUCGUCUCUACAUUAUAAUGAUUUUACUGAUACUUCUGCUUCUCAUGUUUUUCUUCUGAAAAAUUGCCUAUCAAACAGGGCGUAACAGUACGCAUGUGAUUCAAGAUAUACCAGCUUUCGCCCUUUAAAACCCCCUUUAAAAUGACCCUUUUUCGUCUUGUUUCGCUGAAAGCACCUCUUUAUUGCAAUGAUUCUAAUCCUCAUACCCGUCCGUGGUGGAAAAUGGUUUUUUUUUCAAUUUUGCUUUUGUUUAUUUGUCGGCAGUCACCAAAAUACUACUAUAAACAACUGCCAAAGCCCGACUUGGAAACCUUGAUCCAAAUGCCAUGUCUAUUUAUGGACUUGACUUUUCUUAGCUGGCUAGCGGUAGCCAUGGUCUCAAUGCUGGGGCGGCUGCACACGGAUACCGGCUACAUACAGUCGUCGCCGGGCUCAGGGAGCUGCGCAUGGGUUAAGAGCUAGAUUAGGAAGGCUCAAAAGUCAGACCAGUUCAAGUUAAUUCUAGCAAAUAGAUUAUUCUUGUGUGUAUGGCCGGUAUCUGCGCAGGCGUCCUGUUCAGUCACCUACUAGGGAUAUUUAUUUUGGCAGUGUCAUGAAUAUCAGUGGUUCCCAUCG